AUUAAUUGUAAUGGUAGCUGAUUGUGUUUAAUGUCGUACAGGCUUUUAUGUGGCAAAUCAGAAUAAAUCAUGCAAUACACUAAAAAUAAAAUACUCAAACUAUCUUUGGAAUUAACAGCAUUUGAGAUUAAACAGGUUCAAUUUAAAAAAAUCAGGGGAGGGGGGGGGAAAGACUUUUGCCCACGGGUGUAUAUGUUUACGUAAAAAAAAUUUAUAUGAUUAAAUCAAAUUAUAUCCUCAAAUCAUUUUUAGACUUUUGAUGACUUAAAAGAAAAUGCUCUGAGUACUGUUCGACAUGCUGAAUUUGGUAUUCCAAGUUGUAAUUUUGCUGCAAAUGAAUCAGCUCAUAUUGGCAAACGGCUCAUACCAUUUCUUAGCACUUAUAUGUCUCAUUUACAAACAUUACGUCUUUGGAGACCUGAUGAUUUUCCUUGGACAUCAAGUAAGAUUUUUUUUAAUUUUAAUUCUAAGUAA
Messenger RNA from Rotaria sordida, 474 nucleotides. Lineage: Eukaryota; Metazoa; Rotifera; Eurotatoria; Philodinida; Philodinidae. The record is from the annotation of a GenBank genome assembly.